AUGAUUGAGUGAUCAAAUGAUUGUCGCUACUAAAUCAGUCCUACUGUAAGGAGCAAUCACCACUUCACUCUGGGCUCCGUGAAGCUGUGAGAAUCAAUGGCGAGCAGCGCCGCUAACAGCAGAGGAGGAGAAGAGGAAGAAGUGCGGCGGCUGGCGGCGGAGCAUGGCAAAACCCUUAAAGAAGGCGAGCGAAUCCUCGCCCCAACCCGGCGACCCGACGGGACUUCCCGCAAGCCUAUCCGGAUUAGGGCUGGCUAUAUUCCCCAGGAGGAAGUCGCCGUUUACCAAUCCAAAGGCGCCCUAUGGAGGAAGGAAAUGGCGGCAUUGCAGGAGGUGCCGCCGGGAUAUGAUCCGGCGAGUGAUGUUCCGAAAACCAAGUCGAAAUCAGCUAUGAGGAACGAAAGGAAGAAAGAAAAGCGCCUGCAGGCUGCACUUGAAAAGGGCAAAGAUCCAGAAAAUGCUGACAUUUCUUCUGAUGAAACACCAAAUCAUCUGUCAAACCAAGUGGAAUCGGUUGCGUCUCAGAUAAAUGAGCUCACAAUGGGAACUGAACUUCAGGAUGUUGAUAAAAAAAUUCGAGCGCUUAAGAAAAAGAUUCGGCUGACAGAAGCACAACAGCAGAAAACCAAGGAAAAGGAUAUGAAGCCAGAACAGCUUGAGAAGGUAGCUAAAUUGGAAGAUUGGCACAAAGAAUUAAAGUUGUUGGAGGAUAAAAGGACUCAACUUGCAGAAUCAGCAUCAUGAAUCUAUAAGUUGUACUAUAGGGUGAAGGAACUAUGUAUUCUUAUUAUUAUUGAUACAUUAUGUAUCCCAACUUACGCUAAACUAAUCCUAAGCCUUAAGAGCUCCUGUCCAAGAGCCGUUGGAAGAGGUAAAUAACGAGUGGCCCCGUCAAUCCCCAAGUUCUCACCCCUGCCGUUACACUAUGUAUCUUUAUUUAACAUUACUUUAUAGCAUACCCUGAUUUCUUUUGCUGAAGGA
Ipomoea nil (Japanese morning glory) is the source of this 981-nucleotide messenger RNA. Its product is annotated as partner of Y14 and mago-like. The transcript has 4 exons. NCBI's taxonomy places the organism in Eukaryota, Viridiplantae, Streptophyta, Magnoliopsida, Solanales, Convolvulaceae. The record is from RefSeq and is a predicted model, not a curated record. Gene Ontology annotation, molecular function: RNA binding. Gene Ontology annotation, cellular component: cytoplasm; exon-exon junction complex. Gene Ontology annotation, biological process: exon-exon junction complex disassembly. Bases 97 to 744 code for a protein of 215 amino acids.